CGGGUCCCCCUGUUCCUCUAUCGACGCGCUACGGUACCGGUCUCCUGAUGGGUGAGAAUGUGGGGGGCUGUGCCCCGCUGGUCGCUGGGCCCGAGGGUCACGGUGUUGUGGUGGUGUAGUGUAGGACUGGGACUGGGAUGGGAUACUCGUCCAGGGGCCCUGGGCCCCCGUGGGGACUCCUACUCCUUCUUCUCCUCUCCUUCUUCGGAGGUGUCGUCUCUGAAGAGAAUAAACAAUAUCACAUGCAGUCCCUCUGCAAGAACCACUUCCUGCAGCAACUCUACAGAAAGAUCGAAGGAGCGGUGCUGCGGUCCCAGAACGAGAAGAGUCUGGACUGCGUUGUCACAUUCCAGACGCACUCUAUCCUGCAGCGGUUCAUGCUCAGGUUCGACAUGCUCCACCUGGACUGCAACGACCAUCUCUUCAUCUACGACGGCGCUCACCCCGUCGGCGCAUAUAAGGCGGACCUGAACUGCCGGAACACUAAACAGGCGGUCGGAGCGAUCUUCACCCGGACCAACUUCGUGACUCUCAAGUACGUGACUGACGGCUGGGGCACCGAGAGCAACGGCUUCACUCUGGUCAUCACCGCCGUCAAGGACCCUAAACAUUCGUGUCAGGACUUCAAGUGCACUCAGCGGGAGUUCUGCAUCGCCACGGAUCUGGUCUGUGACGGCAUCAACCAUUGUGCUGACGGCUCAGACGAGGCCAUCAGCAACACAUGCUCCAAAGCCAACGGCAGCACAGUGUUCGGCAUGAGCAUGACGCUGUUCGUAGUGAUCGCAGUGAGCAGUCUGCUGGUGCUAUGUGCCUGUGUGGUAGCUCUGUCCGUGUGCAUCUGUAGACGUCAGGCCAGUUCACACGGCCAUCCACAACAAAACUACAACGCCAAUAUGCCACUACAACAAACGCAAGGGUGCCACGGGAACGGUACGGGCGCCACGACUAUCGUCAGUAAGCUCCCGGGAAACUGGCUUCACCCUGCGGGCCUACAGCUCGGGUACAGCGAGGCCCGGGUCCGCCUCUACUGCCGGGCAAAGUGAGGAGUUCCGGCUCUGACAGCGACAUCUCCUCCAGCCAAAAAGACGAAUGGUUCGUGUAGAGGCUGACCUGGUCCGUGCCUGCAGGGUGAAGACCGCGUGGAGGUACCCCGCCACGCGGCGCAGUGGUGCUCGGAUGCCACGAGUGACAGUGAAGUGACGUGGACACUACAACUUGUAUACGUGUGACAUUGACCGUCUAGGAUUAGUGUCUUGUGGGGCUAGUUGCCCUUGUGUAGACCUAGUCAAUUACGUGCGAGUAUUCUCACUCCUACUUACGACAAUAGCUCUUAUACAGGAUUUUUUCUAAGGACUUUCAGUAGGUCUAAUUGUGUAAAUCGUUCUGUGCUCCAGAAAAGUUUUGGUUUCAAAACUCUAAAAGAGGAUAUAUCGUUGUUUGUCACGUUCAAACUCCCCCUCCCCCACCUACAUAUCACCUGGACCAACCACCCCUCACAUAUCCCUUCAUUGUUAAAUACACACGUCGACGUCCUAUAUUUUGUAAGCUAUGUAUAAAAAUCAGUUUGAUUGUGUUAGAUGCUGCCGGCGACCCGGUCGCAAUACGUAUGUACACUUAAGCUACACUCAAACAAGCUACAAUUCUUUUUUAUGGGUUUUUAUUCUGUUACACAAAAAUGUUCUAGGAGGAUGUGUCUCUGUUCUGUUGCUUUUCAGCCUGUGUCUGUAGGCAGAUUCUGCAUUGUACAUUAAUUGGCGUGUACAAGUACAUUAAUUAAAUGAAUACAAAUAAAUAUUAAGGUUGUACAAAUGUGA
Molecule: messenger RNA, 1814 nt
Organism: Homalodisca vitripennis (glassy-winged sharpshooter)
Lineage: Eukaryota; Metazoa; Arthropoda; Insecta; Hemiptera; Cicadellidae
Gene: loaf
Exons: 8
Coding region: 138-1043 (301 amino acids)
Molecular function (GO): protein binding
Source: RefSeq, a predicted model, not a curated record